Anopheles marshallii is the source of this 714-nucleotide messenger RNA. It is a transcript of the gene EMC7, whose product is annotated as ER membrane protein complex subunit 7 homolog. The record is from RefSeq and is a predicted model, not a curated record. Bases 1 to 714 code for a protein of 237 amino acids. Lineage: Eukaryota; Metazoa; Arthropoda; Insecta; Diptera; Culicidae. The transcript is spliced from 2 exons. Gene Ontology annotation, cellular component: EMC complex. Gene Ontology annotation, molecular function: carbohydrate binding.
AUGAAGAUAUUGGUGUGUUCUUUGGUUACUGCUUUGCUGUGUUUAAGUCCUGCGACAGCCGACAAUGGGAUGGAAGAGUUCGAUGAUGCUGCUCGAUAUGCGAUUGAGGGCAAAGUGUACCCACCGGAAUUGUACGGGGGAGAUUCGGAACUCGGGUGGCAGCUCGACACCCAAAUAUCCAUCAACGGUGGCGAAUACAAGGGAUUUCUUCGGGAAGACGGCACUUUUCUGAUCAGCUCAGUGCCGUCCGGCAGUUACGUGGUUGAAAUAGUAAAUCCGGACUAUUACUACGAACCCGUGAGGGUAGAAAUCAACCCCAAGGGAAAGUUCCGAGCUCGUAAGCUGAACUAUGUUCAGCCAUCCCAAGUUCUGCAACUACCCUAUCCGCUGAAGUUGAAGGCUCUUACCAGAUUCCGGUACUUCCAGCAGCGCGAACAGUGGAAGAUAACCGAUUUCCUGUUUAAUCCGAUGGUGCUCAUGAUGAUAUUGCCGCUAGGCAUUAUGCUAAUUCUACCGAAAAUAAUGAGUGAUCCAGAAACGAAGAAGGAAAUGGAAAAUUUAAACUUAUCCAAGAUGACGAACGAUUUACCCGAAUUCAGUGAAAUGCUAACGUCCUAUUUCACCAGUGGUUCUGCUGGGGCUGCUGCAGCUGCUGCCAAAGCAGGAAAGGAGAAAGAUAAAGCCAAACCAAAGCAAAGCAAAAAGAAAAACUAA